AUGCGGGGUGAAUAUGAAGGACUACAAGCUUUAAUCAGAGAAAUAAACCCAGCAGCAAUUUAUACAUGGUGCUAUGCACAUAGACUUAGUUUGGUUGUUGUUCAAAUGUCAAGCUGUUCAGCUAAUGCAGUUGAUACAUUUGGGAAUCUGGAGCAAUUGUAUGCACUGAUUUCAAAUAGUAAAAAGCGCGUAGCGAUAUAUGAAAAUAUGCAAAAAGAAAGAAAUCCAAAAGCAAGAGUGCAUAGACUUAAAAGAGUAGAAACCACUCGUUGGAUGUCAUACUCGUCAGCACUGAAUACAGUAUUAUUAACAUAUGACAUAGUCAUAAAUACAUUAGAACAGAUAAAAAUAACUGAAAAUGCAGACUUCAAAGCCAGAUCUAAAGCUACGGGCUUAAUAGAUUUCUUUUUGUCAGAAAGAUUUGUUUUGACAGCAAUCUGUUAUAAAAAUCUAUUCAAUAUUUUAGACCCAGUAACAAAAAUGUUUCAAAGUCAAGAUAUUGAUUUACUAGGUGCAGUAAAUAGUCUUCAAGCAGUCUCGAGCAGCAUCAAACGCUUGAGAUCUGAUGAUGCAUUUAACGACUUGUGCAAUGAAGCAACAAAAUUUAUGAAUAAAUCGGAGUUUACAUUUACUUCAUUACCAAUACAGCGUAGUAGAAAGAAUAAGUUAUUGUCUGCAAUUACUUGUAUUGAAGAACGCUUCCAUUCAAAAUCUCAAGAAUUAUUGAAAGAUAUUUCUUUAUUUUCUGUUUCAGUUCUGAAAAAAACAAAAUCUGACCCUAACACAUUACCAAAUGAUGCAUUUAAUAAAUUUUGUUCUCAAUGUUUACAUCCUAGUUCUGCAACUAUUGAUAAUAAAGAAAGUUCUUCAGAUUUAGAAGACAGCGAUGAAGAAGAAGAAAAAGAAGAUACCGUAUGUCAUACUUCCGGAUUACAGAGCAUUUUCCCGACAUUAUACAUGGCUCUUCAAAUCGCAUGUACACUACCUGUGUCUAGCACAACACCAGAGCGGACGUUCUCUAAAUUAAAAAUUGUUAAAAACCGAUUGAGGACAACAAUUAGUCAGGACCGCUUAGAGCAAUGA
Acyrthosiphon pisum (pea aphid) is the source of this 1083-nucleotide messenger RNA. RefSeq names its product 52 kDa repressor of the inhibitor of the protein kinase-like. The transcript is spliced from 4 exons. The record is from RefSeq and is a predicted model, not a curated record. Bases 1 to 1083 code for a protein of 360 amino acids. Lineage: Eukaryota; Metazoa; Arthropoda; Insecta; Hemiptera; Aphididae. Gene Ontology annotation, molecular function: protein dimerization activity.